Chiloscyllium plagiosum (whitespotted bambooshark) is the source of this 1853-nucleotide messenger RNA. Lineage: Eukaryota; Metazoa; Chordata; Chondrichthyes; Orectolobiformes; Hemiscylliidae. The record is from RefSeq and is a predicted model, not a curated record.
GGGAGCCCCGGGAGGCGGUAAAGCCCGGAGCCUGGAGCCUGGGCCUCGGGCUCGAAGAGAAUUUAAAGGCCCCGGGCUCUGCUCAGCCUCGAUUACCGGGUGUCACCCACCCCGGGCUGGGGGCCUCGGCUCUCAGGCUUCUCUCUUUCCCCCCCACAUUCCCCUCCUCCCGCCGCCGAGAUGCUGCGGUCCGUCUGGAGCUUCGUCAAACGCCACAAAAGGAAAUUCCUCUUCACCGGAGCCGUGCUGGGAGGUGUGUACUUGCUAGGGAAGUAUGCCCAAAAGAAGCUCCGGGAUCUACAGGAGCGAGAAGCAGCUGAGUACAUCGCACAGGCGCGCCGGCUGUGUCAUUUUGAGAGUAACCAACGGACUUGUAACAUGACUGUGCUAUCAAUGCUGCCAACCCUGAGGGAAGCAAUUGUGCAGCAACUGAAUUCAGAAAGUCUGACUGGCCUGCUGAAAAACAGACCUGCCAACAAGUUGGAGAUAUGGGAGGAUCUCAGGAUCAUAAGUUUCAGCAGGAGCAUUGUAGCUGUGUAUAGUACCUGCAUGCUGGUGGUCCUCUUACGAGUUCAAUUAAAUAUCAUUGGGGGAUAUAUCUAUCUGGACAAUGCUGCAGUUGGCAAGAAUGGCACUGCCCCUUUAGCUCCUCCUGAGGUACAGCAACAGUACCUGUCGAGUAUACAACACCUCCUUGGAGAUGGUUUGAGUGAACUAAUUACAGUGGUGAAGAAAGCUGUGCAGAUUGUGAUUGGAAGUGUGUCGCUGAAGCAAUGUGUGUCACUGCAGGAGCUGGAACGGUAUCUGUGUGAGAUUCGACAGCUGGUGGAGCACCACAGUCAGUCCGGUCAACGAGAGGCUGACACCAGCAAGUCCCCACUGUGUUCGUAUUUAAUUCCCAAUGAAGAGAGCACCUUAGCCUCCCAGGCCUGCGGUUUGACAGAGAAAGAUGUAACCACAUUGAAGCUGCUAAAUGAAACCAGAGAUAUGCUGGAAAGUCCGGACUUCAACACGGUUUUAAAUUCCUGCUUGAAUCGGGGAUUUAGCCGACUGCUCGACAACAUGGCAGAAUUCUUCAAGCCAACAGAAGAAGAACUGAUGCAAAAUGGAAAGGUCAACAGCUUGUCCAACAUUAGACUUCCCCUCGCUAAAAUCAUCCCGAUUAUAAAUGGGCAGAUACAUUCGACCUGCAGCGAGACAUCCAGCCAUUUUGUUCAGGACCUGCUGCUGAUGGACCAGGUGAAGGACUUUGCUGCCAAUGUCUACGAAGCAUUCAGCUCCCCUCCUCAGCAACUCGAGAAGUGACCCUCAGCCAGCAAUUCUCAGCACAAUGAGGGGCACUCCAGACUGAUUUCAUCCCCCCCCGUUUCCUGAGAUGGCAUGAAGUCCUUCCUCUCAGUCCUGCAACGCUCUUGUGAUGGAGGUGCCAAUGCCUGUAUUUGCCACCCUGUCACUCGUGGCUAUGUGACUUUAACUGUCUCUGAAUCUUUACAGACAUGAUUACAUUAAUCUGCCUGUAACUAUUUUGUAUCAUACUGUUAUUUGUAUCAUUGUAUUGUAGAUUAUAAUGUAUGCAUCUGGAUACAGGAUUCUUCAGGUAGUGUGGGUAAAUAUUUUUACUGCAGGAGAUUCCAGCUCAGAUUCUAACUAAUUAUGUGAACAGUAAUAUAUGUUGCCAGCUGGCAUCUCUUUCCGUAAUGUUAAUAGUUUGAUUUCUUUGCCCACAAACUUCCUUGUUUUAGUAGUAUAUAGUAUUAAAACAAUAAACGAUAAGGCCAUUUUGUUGAUCAAGUCGUAUCAUUACAAAAAUGGAGGUGGUAACGUGUUCAGGGAAUAAAGCGUACUAAAUAUUU